GCUAAUUACCUUUUCAGGUUGUUUUUGGUUUGUAUAAAAAAAAAAAUUCCGGCAUAAGAAAAUCCCUACUAAUAGGCAUAGCCAAACACCUUUUACAGUCACUUUCUCAAUCUCGCCGGAGAAAGGGAACUCCGAUAAUAUGGGAAGCAGCAGCGGUAGCGACGUAGAAGCAGGAUUCGCGAAGCUACAAGGCGAAGAUUUCGAGUAUUACAUGCAAACGUACUCCAUAAUCCUCGGUCGGAACUCCAAAAAAUCAACGGUCGACGUCGACUUAUCAUCACUCGGCGGCGGGAUGAAUAUCUCCCGUCACCACGCGCGCAUUUUUUACGACUUCCAACGACGCCGUUUUAACCUCGAAGUAUUAGGCAAAAACGGGUGCUUCGUCGAAGGUGUACUUCACUUACCCGGUAACCCGCCGAUCAAAUUAGAUUCACAGGACUUACUUCAGAUCGGAGAUAAAGAGUUUUAUUUCCUCCUUCCUGUACGCAGUAUCCUUGGUGGUGGGCCGCCUAUUGGGCCUAAACAAAAUGUGAAUUAUCCAGUGGCGGCCCAUUAUGGUGGGAUAGGGAAAAAGGGGGGAUUGUUUAGAGGGAGGGAGAGGGAGUAUUAUGAUGAGGAGGAAUAUGAUGAUGAUGACGAUGAUGAUGAUGGUACUGGAGGUAAAAAGAUGAGGAGGUGUGAUGGGGCUGAGGGUGGUGGUGGUUAUGGAUAUGGUUCUUGUGGUUCCAGUGGAAAAGCUUCAAUUUCUGGGCAAUUAGAUAAGAAGACAGAUGGAAGAUUGCGUGUUGACGGAGAUGCUGACAAUCAGCAGCUCAUGCAGUUAGAAGAAAAGGAUGUCGUGUCAUCUGUAGCUAAUGUGCUUUCUGAUCUCUGUGGUCCAGGAGAAUGGAUGCCAAUGGAGAAGCUUCAUGCUGAGUUGGUUGAACACUAUGGCAAUACGUGGCACCAUAGUCGUGUGAGGAGAUAUCUGACAUCAGAGGACUAUCCCAGCCCAGAAGCCAAAACGAAGCCAUGGUAUGGAUUGUUGAUGCUGUUAAGGAAAUAUCCAGAGCAUUUUGUCAUCAAUACGCGGUCCAAGGGACGGGUGACUUUGGAGUUUGUUUCUCUUGUCUCACUGAUUUCUUGAGAACUAGUAACAAUUUUUAGCCGUGAAGUUGUAAUUGAGCUUCAAGUCAAUAGUGUGAAACAUGUGGCCUGAAACACUUUCCAUCUAGCAUCUUUUGCCUCUAUUGGGAUUUGAACUCUGGUCUUCCAUUGUCCAUUCCAGCUUUAUGGAACGGUUAGUCACACGCUCGAGUGCUCAAACGUUAAUGAUAUGUACUUCCUUUAGGUCUCAAAUAUUUACCUUUUCCAGCCCAUUUUGUGGUUGUGUUCUACUUUACAAGAUGAAAUUAUCUCCAAAAUAUCUCAAUAACUUUUGCCCCGUAAGCAUUUUUCA
This is a messenger RNA of Nicotiana tabacum (common tobacco), 1438 nucleotides long. Lineage: Eukaryota; Viridiplantae; Streptophyta; Magnoliopsida; Solanales; Solanaceae. The record is from RefSeq and is a predicted model, not a curated record.